CUAUAAAUAGGUUGCAUUAACGUAGUGGAGUAUCAUUGAACUCCCAAUUUCUAUCAACUUCAUUCUAUAAAUUCCUUUCUCAAAACCUACGAACCCCCACCAGAGAAUGUCUUUUUUUCUUCUAGAAAAUAACACAAUGUCUCAAAUUCAAGAAUGUCCUACAUUAAUAUUACCACAUCAAACAAGUGAAAGAAUUAAUAAUGAAGUACCUCCUAGACGGGUAACUGCUCGAAUGAGUGUGCGUUAUAGUCCUCCUCGUUACGAUACUUCCCAGUGGAUUCGUGAUGCAAAUUUAAAUAGUAUUACUUAUAGUUACUAUGGAGUUGACGAAGACGAAGAAACAGACGACGAAGAAUAUAAUGAUAUGUAUGAUGAAGAAACUGAUGAAGAAGAAGAAACAGACGAAGAAGAUAAUAGUAAUGAGUUUGUGGACUAUGAUGUAUCGGAGUAUUUGGAAACAAUAACAUAUCAUGCUCCAGCGACUAUGGAUAUAGAUAAUUUUGAUGAACAAGAAGCAUGUGCUAUAUGCUUGUUUGAAUAUAAAGAUGAAGAUGACAUUGGCAAACUUCAAUGUGGCCAUGAGUUUCAUGUAGACUGCAUCAACAAGUGGCUGUUGAGGAAGGCAUCGUGUCCUUUUUGUAGAGCUCAAGUUUUUUCCGAACAUGAAUGUUGA
Messenger RNA from Lycium ferocissimum, 673 nucleotides. RefSeq names its product probable E3 ubiquitin-protein ligase HIP1. Gene Ontology annotation, molecular function: ubiquitin protein ligase activity. Bases 107 to 673 code for a protein of 188 amino acids. The transcript has a single exon. Gene Ontology annotation, cellular component: nucleus. NCBI's taxonomy places the organism in Eukaryota, Viridiplantae, Streptophyta, Magnoliopsida, Solanales, Solanaceae. The record is from RefSeq and is a predicted model, not a curated record.